AUUACUGCUCAUACACGAAACAUCGCGCAACUGGUCACAUCGAAUUCCGUAAAAUCGUCACUCAAAAGUAAAAAAAAAAGGAAGGAAACCGAUAGACCAGGCGAAAAAGUCGCAAAAACCGUUUGCCCAAAAUUUAGCACACCAACAAAAAGGAACAGCACUAGCAGCAAACAGAACGACAAAAUGUCCGGCAACGGUUUUGAUGAAAAUCCAUUUGGCGAGCCCAAUCUGGAUAACCCAUUUGCGGAUCCCGCCAUACAGCAGGCAACACGCAUGUCCACCAAUGUCUCACUGGAGGACUACAAUCCGUUCGAGGAGCAGGCGAAGCCCCAGCUGCAAAUCAACUCCACCAAUACGGCGGCCGUUGUGCAGCCCCUCUCACAGAACAUUCCGGCACCGCAGCCGCGUCUGGCCAGCGGCACAACACCCAGCACCAGCAUACAAAUCACAUCCGAGGAGCUGCAGCGCCGCCAGGAGGAACUCGAUCGCAAGGCUGCCGAACUAGAUCGCCGUGAACAGCAGCUGCAGGGCAACGUCCCACAGCUGAAUAAUUGGCCUCCCCUGCCGGAUAACUUUUGCGUGAAGGCGUGCUUCUAUCAGGACAUUGAGGUGGAAAUACCGCCCGAAUUUCAAAAGCUGGUCAAGCAUUUGUACUACAUCUGGAUUUUCUACACCAUGACGCUGGUCGCCAAUAUUCUCGGAGGUCUCAUCUUGCUGUUCCACGCAGGCUUAUUGUCCAAUCUGUUUUUGGCCAUCUUCUAUACGCUGUUGUUUACGCCCGCCUCAUAUGUGUGCUGGUUUCGGCCCGCUUAUAAGGCAUUCCGCAACGAUUCGAGCUUCAAUUUUAUGGUCUUCUUCUUUGUGUAUUUCUUUCAAACGGUCUACACAGUCAUCCAGGCCAUUGGCUUUAAGGAUUUGGGCUACUGCGGCUUUAUAACGGCCAUCUCACAAUUCGAUAGCAGUGCCUGGGGCAUUGUCGUCGGCCUGUUGCUGCUGAUAAUCGCCUUCUGUUUCGCCAUCACCGCCGGCGCCAAUGUCCUGAUGAUCAUGAAGAUACAUAGCAUCUAUCGCAGCACCGGUGCCAGCAUGGACAAGGCCAAGGCCGAGUUUACCACAGAGUUUUUGCGCAAUCAGCAUGUGCAGGAGGCGACCUCAUCGGUCGUUAGCUCGGCGGUUAAUUCACAGUUCAACAACAGCAGAUACUAAACACAAUCAAACAAUCAAAUCCAAUUCAAUCCAAUCCAAUCAGUAAUCAG
Molecule: messenger RNA, 1256 nt
Organism: Drosophila mojavensis
Lineage: Eukaryota; Metazoa; Arthropoda; Insecta; Diptera; Drosophilidae
Gene: Scamp
Product: secretory carrier-associated membrane protein 1
Exons: 5
Coding region: 184-1206 (340 amino acids)
Biological process (GO): protein transport
Cellular component (GO): recycling endosome membrane; trans-Golgi network membrane
Source: RefSeq, a predicted model, not a curated record